UUAGUUUAUGGUUUCGUGCUCUCGGUUGAAGAUGAUUUUUAUUGACGGCGAUAUUUUUUUUCUGUGGUUAAAUUCGUAUUGUAAGUGUUGAAUCUAUGCAACCAGGCAAGAUAUACGCUAGAGAUUAAUUUAUUGAGUUUUCAUCUAUCGCGGCGAUAAGUCGAGAGUGGCUAAAUAUAAGAAAUUUGAAUUUUUAUUAAUAAUAUUAAAAAUAUUUGAAGCUUAAAGAUCCUUGAAUCAUAGCAAAAAAAAAAAAUGACAGAAAAAAUUCCUAUGUCAAGUGGAAAUGGUAGCAAUACUGCAGCUCCAUUAAAAGUGGCGGUUAUUGGUGCCGGACUGGUCGGUUCUUUAGCUUCACUGAAUCUAGCCAGACAUGGCUAUGAUGUACAUCUUUAUGAAUAUCGCGAAGAUAUCCGAACAGCAGAAUUAGUACAGGGAAGAAGUAUUAAUUUGGCGUUAUCACAAAGAGGACGUAAAGCUUUAGCUCAGGUUGGUCUGGAAAAUGAGAUAUUAUCAACAGCUAUACCAAUGCGUGGACGCAUGUUACAUGAUAUUAGGGGGCGAAAAACAGUUGUAGUCUACGAUCCUUGUACAAAUCAAUGUCUAUAUUCGGUUGGUAGAAAACAAUUGAAUGAAAUAUUACUUAACGCUUGCGAAAGGUUUCCUAACAUACACUACCAUUUUGAACAUAAAUUAUCAUCUAUCAAUUUAAAUGAAGGGACUAUGGAGUUUAAGCAACCUUAUGUAAAAGAGCUGCUUCAGGACACUGCAGAUCUUAUUGUUGGUUGUGAUGGCGCCUUUAGUACUGUACGCCAACAGAUGGUUAAGUCAUCUGGUUUUAAUUAUACUCAAGAAUAUAUUGAACAUGGUUAUCUGGAACUGUGUAUACCUGCUAAAAAUGGAAAUUUUCAAAUGUUAGAAAACUACUUACAUAUAUGGCCACGUAAUAUGUUUAUGAUGAUUGCAUUGCCCAAUCAGGAUAAAUCUUUUACAGUGACGUUAUCCAUGCCGUUUAAAAUUUUUGAUACCAUUAAAACACCAGAAGAUUUGAUUAUGUUUUUUAAAAGAUAUUACAUGGAUGCCUUACCAUUAAUUGGAGAGGAAUUACUUAUAAAGGAUUUCUUCAAAUCAAAGCCACAAUAUUUAAUUUCCGUGAAGUGUUAUCCAUAUCAUUGCGGUUCGAAAGCUAUAAUAUUGGGUGAUGCAGCUCAUGCGAUGGUGCCCUAUUAUGGACAAGGUAUGAACGCUGGUAUGGAAGAUUGUACUUUGCUUAUGUCAAUUUUGAAUCAACCAAAUAUAAGUAUUGGAGAAGCUCUUGAAAAAUUUACUGAGUCACGUUGGGAGGACGCACAUGCAAUUUGCGGUUUAGCAAUGUAUAAUUAUGUUGAGAUGCGUGAUCUAACAAAACGUUUUUCUUUCCUUCUUCGUAAAUGGUUUGACAAUUUGCUCUUUAAGUUUUUCCCGACAUUCUGGGUGCCAUUGUACAACAGCGUGUCCUUUACGAGUAUGCCUUACAGUAUGUGUAUUGCUAACCGAAAAUGGCAGGAUAAGGUUAUUAAAAACUUCUUUAUAUUUGGAAUUUUGGCGAUUUUUAUUGGGUUACUAUUUAUGUUAUCCUAACACUUUUGAUCACACUUUAAUCUAAAAUCUCGAUCAAUGCCUAAAGUCGUAUGCCCUAAGUGUAAUAAAAUUGAU
Teleopsis dalmanni is the source of this 1695-nucleotide messenger RNA. RefSeq names its product kynurenine 3-monooxygenase (gene cn). NCBI's taxonomy places the organism in Eukaryota, Metazoa, Arthropoda, Insecta, Diptera, Diopsidae. Gene Ontology annotation, biological process: L-tryptophan catabolic process; NAD+ metabolic process; quinolinate biosynthetic process. The transcript has 8 exons. Gene Ontology annotation, cellular component: mitochondrial outer membrane. Gene Ontology annotation, molecular function: kynurenine 3-monooxygenase activity; FAD binding; NAD(P)H oxidase H2O2-forming activity. The coding region runs from base 256 to 1620 and encodes 454 amino acids. The record is from RefSeq and is a predicted model, not a curated record.